This is a messenger RNA of Paramisgurnus dabryanus, 3572 nucleotides long. RefSeq names its product zDHHC palmitoyltransferase 20b (gene zdhhc20b). NCBI's taxonomy places the organism in Eukaryota, Metazoa, Chordata, Actinopteri, Cypriniformes, Cobitidae. Gene Ontology annotation, molecular function: palmitoyltransferase activity. The record is from RefSeq and is a predicted model, not a curated record.
GGCACGGGUGGAACGAUCUCAUCCCUCCUUUCCCGUCUUUUGUAGUCAAGGAAGAAGAAAGAUGGCGCCUACACAUGUACUGAGAUGCUGCCAGCGGGGUCUGGCGUGGAUACCGGUGAUAUUUAUUGCCUUAGUUGUGUGCUGGUCAUAUUACGCUUACGUGGUGGAGCUAUGUCUACUUACAAUUACCAACACUGGUGAAAAAAUCAUCUACCUGGUAGUCUUUCACCUGUCGUUCAUCAUGUUUGUGUGGUCUUACUGGAAAACCAUCUUUACAAGACCAGCCAACCCUUCCAAAGAGUUCUGUCUACCCAAAGCUGAGAAGGAGCAGUAUGAGAAGGAACAACGUCCAGAGACCCAGCAUGAGAUCCUGAGGAGAGUAGCCAGCAGUCUGCCCCUUUACACCCGCACGGGAGCUGGAGCAAUCCGUUAUUGUGACCGCUGCCAAGUGAUCAAACCAGACAGAUGUCAUCAUUGUUCUGCUUGUGACAUGUGUGUACUGAAGAUGGAUCAUCAUUGUCCGUGGGUGAAUAACUGUGUGGGUUUCUCCAACUACAAGUUUUUCAUCCUGUUCCUGACCUACUCACUUAUUUACUGCUUAUUCAUAGCAGCCUCCGUCCUCCAGUACUUCAUAAAGUUCUGGACACUUUGCCGGAGGAAAUCGGCAGAAAAUUGUCCAAAGAGUGACCAGACAGUGUCGCACGCCAAAUUCCAUGUCUUGUUUCUCUUUUUUGUGGCGGCCAUGUUCUGCAUCAGCAUACUUUCGCUCUUCACAUACCACUUGUGGCUUGUGGGAAAAAACAGGUCCACCAUAGAAGCGUUCAGAGCUCCUGUCUUCAGAAAUGGCCCUGAUAAAAAUGGAUUUUCCCUGGGAUUCAGUAAGAACAUUGCUCAGGUGUUUGGAGACCAGAAGAAAUACUGGCUGCUUCCUAUCUUCACCAGUCAGGGAGACGGCUUUUCUUUCCCCACACGGCUUGUGACUAUUGAUCCAGAGCAGCAGCACACUGAAUGUCUUCAGCCUGAGGUGUUGGAUAAAGGUGCUGUUGAUGGAUGUGUAGAGCAAACCAGCCUUACGAGUGAAUCACAAAACCGCCUGCUCGCCAAUGAUUACCACAGUGAAGAAGUUCACAAGGAGAUUGAUGUGUUAAAAUCUGAUGAAAGUGAGGCUGUUACUAUCUCCAUUGAGAGCGAGUCAUAGCCACGUAGGCCAUUUCAACUUCAGCACCGAUCGAUUGAUUCUCCCUAGGAACGAAGCCGGCGAGGGGUGGUCCCCUGUGCUCUCGUGCCUUUGACUCCCAGUACUGGGGACUGUUGAUGAGAAUCACAGCCAUCAAAGCUGAUGCCUUAAACAUUUUUGCUGUGAAACCCUUUCCUGUGCCCAUUGCUUAUGGAGGGGCCCACAUUACAACUGUCCUUUACAUCAACUCCCCAAUCGGCAGUAGCAGCGUCAUUCGAGAUUGCACGACUCUCUUUGCAAACUGGUUGGUUGCUUGCACAGACCCUCACAACAUGCAUAUUCCUCAACCUUGCAUGUGAAUUGAAAACAUGUUUACCUAAAAAUACAGCAGUGCUGCUCCACAGCCCUCAGUCAACCCAACGCAGCUGCCAAAAUUUGGUACCAACUGCUGUUUACAUGAGGGACAAACAGACACAAUCAUGACUUCUUCUGGAUCUAUGUUGUUACUGAGUAUGAAAUGGUCAAGGAUUCAAUGGAUGGCGUCAAGUUGAUGAUGAAGAAUGGAGAGCACAAGAUGGCUGUCUACAGUGUUGGAAUGUAUUCUUUUAAAACUUCAUUUAAUCUUUUUUUUAAGGAUGUAAACACAGCUGUUCGCAAAGUGCAAAGAAGUGUGACCAGGCACAGGAUGCCUGCAAAAGACUGAAACGAUCCUUGAUGUUUUGGUAACGUUUUAUUGUUUUCUGAUGUGAAAUCUUGGCCAGUUUUCAUAUGCCAAAUAAAGGGCUUAAAACCAGAGCUCUGAGAUUCACAGGAGUGUUUACAAAAUGUUAGUAAUACCUCUCUGCUUUGGCAGUGUAGCUUGUGUCAUCUUGAAAACCAAAUGAAACUGUGGUGUGACCUCGACUUACUUUUAGGUUUACAGACUGGCCAGCAGGCGGCACUAUUGACACUAUUAAUAUUAAUUCAAACUUUUGGAGUCGGUGGUCUUGUGUAUUGUAUCACCAUACACUCAAUCUGCAACGGAUGUUUUUUACCAUUCCUUUUUCUUCUAUAUGUGAAUGUUGUUGAUGGCUCUUCUUGGAUUCUUUAGAUACAGAAUCUACGUUCUUUAAUGCCUUUUUGGCAAAGCGAUAAAAGUGAUAUGUUCGUUUAUAUUUGUCGUAAUUUAUCCUCGGUGAACUUUAGUCCAGUGUGGAAUAAUUGUGCCCGUCUGAUGUGACUUGUAGUGUGAUCAUAAGUGGAAACCGAUGUGUGGAAAGCUGAUGUGUUUAUGUGCUACAAAGUGAAAUGCAGUGAUUGCUGCCUUAUGUGCUUUGUGUUCUGAAGUAUCUCGAAAACCACCAAGCAAACAAAACGGUGUUGAUGUUGUAGAGCAUUUGAAGGCUAUGUUGUCAUUAAUGGCAUUUCUGGAAAACUUUGGUGUGUAAAAUCUGACCUAUAGUAUGAUUUUUAAGUAUUAUCAGAUUUGAAAUCGGUGCUUUUGUUCUUAAAGAUAUUUGUGAGUGUUUAUGAGAAGAUCUAACAUGAAUCCACUUCAUCUUUGCUCACACAUUGUUUUCUUUCUGCUGCUGAAGAUUGCAUCAUGUUCAAGAUAUUUCUGUACGAAAUGGUUUAGCAGGUUUUAUUGAAUGCACAUAGCGGUGUAGAUGGGUUUAGAGAUAUUUGUUUAGUUUAUUGUUCUUUAGGGAAAGUGUACUUUAAAUAAAAAUUACUAGGGAUGCACAGAUAUAUCUGUAUUGGCAGAUAAAAGCACAAUUAGAAAGUGAUUGCUUAAAAACAUACAAUCAGGCCAAAUUAUAUCCUGGAAAAAACUCUUUAGAAUUCAUUCUGUCUGAUUAUUUUAAAUUGGAUGCUUUGCACUUUUAGGAUUUCAAACAAGGGGUAAAGAGCAAAACUAUCGGUAUCUAUCAGUAUCACAAGUCGUCAUUCUAUUGAAUAUUGGUUUUGGCACAGAGAUUUUGUAUUGGUGCAUCCAUAUGAAUUACAGAGCCUUGACAUCAUGUAUAAAAAGCUGCUUUGUUGAUGCCUUGACUCUGCCUGGAAGCAUGGCCCUGAAACCAUUCUUAGGUUAUUUACUGCAAUUCAUUACCUCUUUCAUUACCUUUUAUACUGAAUAAUAGAGGAGUAAACAUAAAGCCAUAAUGAAAUAUAUAAAAACUGUUUUUGUUUUUUAUUAUUUACACAUUUCUGUUACAAAAUACCUUCACUGCAUGUCAAGUACAAUUAUCUGUUUGAUCUACUUGAUGUGCUCUGAGGUUUUGUUUUAAAUUCAUGUUACAAAAAAUGUUAACAGAAUGACAUUUUUUUUAUUUAACUUUCCUAUUUUGUUAAUGAAGUACAUGCUUAUAUGUAAGAAGAAACAAUAAAUGUUCUUUUAUAUAAACCUGUCCACUGU